Alternaria incomplexa is the source of this 1485-nucleotide messenger RNA. RefSeq lists its product as uncharacterized. Bases 1 to 1485 code for a protein of 494 amino acids. The transcript is spliced from 2 exons. Lineage: Eukaryota; Fungi; Ascomycota; Dothideomycetes; Pleosporales; Pleosporaceae. The record is from RefSeq and is a predicted model, not a curated record.
AUGGAGGUCGAUACAUCCACUCCUCUGCCCAAUUCCUUCGGAGGUGCGCAUGCGGAACCUAUGGAUGCGAGUACACCACUCGAAGGCGUGAUCAGCAUGGACGACUUCAUGAUCCAGAACAAGCACACGCAUGAGGCGCAGAAACACGUCAAGGAAACCAAACAAUCCGCACCUCCUCCCUCGAAGAAGCCAAAAACCCCCAACGGAAAAGCCACUCCACUAGUCCCCGUAGCAGUCGGCGCCCGCUCCUCCCGGCACACCAUCCUGCUCCACGAAAAAUACCAAGCCCUCGGCAUCCCGCAACCACUCUUCAUCUACGGAGGCGGCAGUGAAACGGGCUGGACUGUUUCAGUUUCUUUCCCUGGCUUGGAUGAUGCGGAGGAGCUGCAGGGACUGAAGUUUGAGGAAGAGAGGAAGUUUAACAGCAAGCAAGAGGCCAAGGAGGCUAUGAGUCAGAAGGCGUUGGGUGUAUUAGAGGAGUUGGAGAGGGAGGGGAGGGUCAAGAAAGGUGGGAAGGGGAAGAAGAAGAAGGGGGGUAUUGAGGGGGAGGGGAAGGCUGUGGAGAAGGGGAAGGAGGAGAAGGAGAAGGAGAAGGGGCCGGGGGAGAAUUAUGUUGGGAAGUUGCUUGAAUUCCAGCGCGCAACCGACUCCCCCCAACCCACAUAUACGGAUUAUCAAUCUGGUCAACGCUUCUCCUGCAUCAUCACCAUCGACGGCGAAGACCAACCCUUCGGUUCCAUCUCCAACCUCUUCUCCUCCAAAAAGGCCGCUCGUCAAGACGCCGCCCGCCACGCCGUCGACCAUUUCAAAGCCCUCGGCACCUGGCCCACGGACGACACCGCCGUCGGCGGCAUCCGAAAGAGAAAGAAAGCCUCACCCAUCGACCCAGACACCGUCUCAAUAUCACCACUACUAGACAACUCCAGUUCCCCCUCCACACCCCCCAUCCAAGCAACAACACCCACCCCCGCGCCCCCAGGCACACCCUCCUACGCCUCCCGCGUCGCCACCCUCGCCGUCACCCUCGCGCUGCCGACUCCAGAAUGGAACUACACGCCCCACCCCUCCGACCCUACGUUCCACAGCGUGUGCUGUUUUUUUAAAGGCGCGGGACAGCAUGAGGGGCCUAUCGGCGAAGUGAGGAAUAUCUACGGCAGGAAGAAGGCGAAGGAGGAGUGUGCAAGGUUGACGCUGGAGUAUCUUACGCAGGUUAAGGAGGAGAGGUUGAGGUAUGGGAUGAGUGUUAUGAGGGGGGUUUUGGGGAGUGAGGGGGUGGAGGGGGUUAUUGAGGGGGGGUUGGGGAGGGUUGGAUUGGGUGAGGGCGAGGGUGCAAGGGUGGGAGAGGGGAAAAUGGUUGAGGCUACGGGUGGGAAGGUGAGGUUGGGUAUGGGGCUUGAUGGUGUGGAUGAGGGGAUGGGGGAUAUGGAUAUGGAUGGGGGGGAGAGUAGUGAGGAUGAGGUGUUUGCUGAUGCUAUGGAGGGCUAG